Molecule: messenger RNA, 1011 nt
Organism: Microplitis mediator
Lineage: Eukaryota; Metazoa; Arthropoda; Insecta; Hymenoptera; Braconidae
Exons: 1
Coding region: 1-1011 (336 amino acids)
Source: RefSeq, a predicted model, not a curated record
AUGGAAGUGCCCGAGUGUAUGCAUGAGAUGAUCGAAAAGAUAAGUGCGGGUGAGCCCAUCGGUUUAGGCGGGAAAAUGAAACGCAACGGGAAAAUAAUAGAAACCGUAACGCGCUGGAGAGAGGGCUUGAAAGCGGGAAGUGACAGUAUAUGUGCUCUGAAAAAGUCGUUGUAUGGGUUGCGCCAAGCCGGGGUUGAGUGGCAUCGAAAAUUAGUAGAUAGAAUAAAUGUAUUAGGUUUUAAUGCAGUACCACAAGACAAAUGUCUGCUUGUGAACCGGAAAGGUGAAUGUAUGAUGUAUAUAGCAAUAUACGUAGAUGAUAUCUUAUUAGCUAGUGACAACGAUGCCUGGAUAGGUGAAAUAAAGAAAGCGUUGUCAAAGUCAUUCGAGACUCAAGAUCUUGGACCAGUUAAAAAUUGUAUAGGUAUCGAGUUUGAGCGGGACGAAAAGUCACGUGUGUUCUUGAGACAAAGACAGUAUACCAGGGCCGUAUUUAAACGUUUUGGGAUGGAUGAGUGUAAACCGAUAGACACACCCAUUAAGGCUAAAAGUAAUUUAGUAAAACCAGAACGUGCGAGUGAAUCAGAAAUGAAUAAAUAUCCGUACCAGAGUUUAAUCGGAGCGUUGUUGUGUCUUGCGAUAACUACUAGGCCAGAUAUAAUGUACGCGGUAAAUUAUUUAAGUCAAUUCAAUACCAAUUACAAUGUCGAGCAUUGGAAAGCCGCGAAAAGGGUUUUGAGGUAUUUGAAGGGUACGAUAGAUUACGGGUUGAGAUUUGAGCAAACCGGGCUAGCUCUAAUUGCUGUUGUAGAUGCUAACUGGGGAGGGGACUCAACGGAUCGUAAGUCGUAUACGGGGUAUGGAUUUAUUCUGGCGGGAUCUGUAAUUAGUUGGGAAGCGCGUAAACAAAAGACGGUGGCGCUCUCAAGUACAGAGGCAGAGUAUAUGGCGGUAGCGGAGGCUACUAAAGAGGCCCUAUACUUGAAAGGCCUGUUGGUUAGUUUAGGUUGA